Messenger RNA from Brassica oleracea var. oleracea, 960 nucleotides. RefSeq names its product transcription factor bHLH54-like. Gene Ontology annotation, molecular function: RNA polymerase II cis-regulatory region sequence-specific DNA binding; protein dimerization activity; DNA-binding transcription factor activity, RNA polymerase II-specific. Gene Ontology annotation, cellular component: nucleus. The record is from RefSeq and is a predicted model, not a curated record. NCBI's taxonomy places the organism in Eukaryota, Viridiplantae, Streptophyta, Magnoliopsida, Brassicales, Brassicaceae. Bases 1 to 735 code for a protein of 244 amino acids. The transcript is spliced from 4 exons. Gene Ontology annotation, biological process: regulation of transcription by RNA polymerase II.
AUGGAUGUUUUUGUUGAUGGUGAAUUGGAGUCUCUCUUAGGUAUGUUCAACUUUGAUCAAUGUUCAUCAUCUAAGGAGGAGAGACCACGAGAUGAGAUGCUUGGCCUCGCUAGCCUUUACAAUGAUCAUCUUCAUCAUCAUCAGAACAAUCUCCCGCCUUCUGAUCAUCAUGCUCUCCUAAAUCAUGAUAUGUUCCCAUUUAGCGCAAUGAUGGGAGGGAACCUUACGACCAUGCUCGAUUCUUGGGAUCAAAACCAACUCCAAGAAACGGCACCGCUCAAGAGGAAACAACUUAACGUAGAUAAUCUACACAAUUCUAACUCUAACUGUGACGUCACAAGACAAGAGCUUGUCAAAGCCAAGAAAAAGCAGAGGGUAAGCCAGGAAAGCAAUACAGUCGAAGAAAGCAACAGCUCAGAUGAUGAGAAGGCUUCGGUCACAAGUGUUAAAGGCAAAACAAGAGCCACCAAAGGGACAGCUACUGAUCCUCAAAGCCUUUAUGCUCGGAAACGUAGAGAGAAGAUUAACGAAAGGCUCAAGACAUUACAAAACCUUGUACCAAACGGGACAAAAGUCGAUAUAAGCACUAUGCUUGAAGAAGCUGUCCACUACGUAAAGUUCUUGCAGCUUCAAAUCAAGUUGUUGAGCUCGGAUGAUCUAUGGAUGUACGCACCGUUGGCUUACAAUGGACUCGACAUGGGAUUCCAUCACAACCUUUUGUCUCGGCUUAUGUGAAGGACUUGCACAAAGUUACAAUCUAAUUGUAAAGAAACCGAUUUAGAACAUAUGAAUCCCUUUAGUUUGGCCCUGCCCUAGUGGUCUACUUUCGGAACGUACUACUGUUCUCUUGUUGUUCAUUCUGAGAUUUUUUGUUAUUAUUUUAACUUCUUUCUGUCUUUUUCUUCAUUAUGGUUCUAAGAACUUUUGGUACUUUAUUCUAAUGUAAUUAUUUCAUUACAA